Messenger RNA from Pollicipes pollicipes, 3261 nucleotides. RefSeq names its product ataxin-2-like protein. The transcript is spliced from 11 exons. NCBI's taxonomy places the organism in Eukaryota, Metazoa, Arthropoda, Thecostraca, Pollicipedomorpha, Pollicipedidae. Gene Ontology annotation, biological process: cytoplasmic stress granule assembly. Gene Ontology annotation, molecular function: mRNA binding. The coding region runs from base 117 to 2147 and encodes 676 amino acids. The record is from RefSeq and is a predicted model, not a curated record. Gene Ontology annotation, cellular component: cytoplasmic stress granule.
CCGGAGGUUCUCUGUCUGAUGGUGGCUACCGGACACCAGACUACCUGCGGGAGUAAGGAACUGCUAUUUCUUGAAGGUCCUGCUUGAAACAAGCGGAGUAUUGAACUGUCAGCACAAUGAAUUCUGGUGGCCAAGGAAAUCGACCGAAGAAGACUCGAAGCGCCGCAAUGUCCAACUCCAACAACAACGCCAGGUACCGGACCAAGGAGUCGCGCUCCGGCCCACACCGGCCGCCGCUGGAGGCGUCUGGCGUGUACGCCGACCCCAAGUACGCGCACGUGCUCACCUCGGUACUGGGCUGCACCGUGCAGGUGCUGACAACGGCCCACCAGCGGUUCGAGGGCGUGCUCGAGUCGCUCUCCAGUGACAAUGACGCGGUGCUAGGAAUGGUCAAUCUGGUCAACGAGGCGCAUCCGAAGCAGAUCGAUCCGAAAGAAGUCAAGGACCGGCUCAUCUUCAAACCCGAUCAGAUUGUCAUGAUGUCCAUGUGCAACGUGGAUCUGGACUAUGCAGCUAAGACCGGCUUCCAGACGGACGCGGCCAUCCAGGGCAAGACGAACGGUGGCCUGGGGCCCAAGGAGCUGCAGCCCUGGGUGGAGGAUGACGCGCCCGCCGAACUCGUCUCGCUGGAGAACUCGAACGGCUGGGACGCUCGGGACAUGUUCCGCAUGAACGAGAAGAUGUAUGGCGUGAAGUCGACGUUCGACCAAACGCUGGCCGGCUACACCACUCCGCUGGAACACACUUCACGCGACCAGGAGGCGCACGCCUCGCGCAUCGCCGACGAGAUCGAGCGCUCCACUACGUCUCGGCACCGCGCCGACGCCGAGAACGGCGACGAGGAGGCGGCGUUCGCGGCCGUGGUGCGGCCAGGCGGCCCGGCUGCGGAACGGGCUGGCCAGAGGACGCCUGAAGAGCGGCCUCCGCCGGCGCCGGCUCCCCCGGCCUCGGAGCCGGGCCGGCGCGGCGACACUCGCCAGCGGCCGCCGCAGGGCGGCAAGAGCGCCAUCGCCGGCUUGAAGGACUUUCGGCAGAACUUCGUGCUCUCGGAUGGGCCGCCCCGCAAGGAGGAGGCGGCCGGGCAGUCGACGCAUCCGACGCCGCCGCCGGUGGCUGGUCAAGCCAAGCCGGAGCCUCCGCCGGCCGCCUCACCAGCGCAGACGCCCGACGGCAAGUCAGGCGACGCGGUGGACAAGCUGGCCGGAUCGCUGAACAAGUCCAAGCUCAACCCCAAUGCCAAGUCGUUCACGCCGUCUCAGCCGGCCUCCAUGCCCCCGGUGGGGUACUCGCCGGCGCCGACGCCUCCACGUGCACCCACACCUCAGAUGGCGUUGGCGCCCAGCCAGUUUCCCUCGCUGCUGGCGCCCACUGGCUACCCGAGCAUCAAUUACAUCAUGCCCGGCGGCCAGCCGUUCUCCAUGCCACAGCAGCAGCCUCCGCGGCUACAGAAGCAGCGAGGCGAGUACCCGCAGCUCAGUGGGCUGCAGCACCGGGCCGAGGCGACGCCGAUGCAGGUGGCGGCCGUGACCGGCCAGCCGCUGAUGGCGCCGUCGCCGAUGGCCGGGCACCCGGGCGCGCCGCACCUGCCGCUACAGCUGCCGCAGAGUGGCCUCCUGCCGCCCGCCGCGCAGCACUACCCCGGCCAGCCGCAGAUGAUCGUACGCAUGCUGCCGGCGCACGCGCCCAUGUACCAGCAGCAGCAGCAGCCGCCGCCACAGCCGCAGCCGUACGACGGCCAGCAGGGCGGCCCGCCCCCGCCGGGGCCGCACCAGGUCCACUACGGCAUGGUGCCGCAGGGCCCGGUGCCGGCGCAGCCGCCCACGCCCGGUCCGGCGCCGGGCGCCGGCGCGCCCGGCCUCAUGUACCAGGUGGCCGGCGGCGGCGGCGGCGCGGCCGGCGCCGGCGCAGGCGGCCCCUACCCGCCCAGCAGCAUGUACCUGGUGUCCGCCGGCCAGCAGAUGCAAGCGGCCCACUUCGCCAUGAUGCAGGGCCAGUCGUUCUCCGGGCCGAUGACGUCGACCGUGACGUCAAUGCCCAUGUCGCUGGGGCCGCAGCCCUACUACAUUCCCCACCAGCAGCACGCGGCGCAGACGUACGGUCCGGCCGGUGUCCACCCCAUGCCUUUAGUGCCUAAUCCGAACCACUGACGCUAGGGCGGCGCGCGUAGGCGACAUUGACCUAGUGCAUCUGACGGCGCGGGAGGCGGCCGGUACGUCCGCGUGCGCGUGUCGGCGUGCGAGCGCGAUGCCGCGCCCUGUUGUGUUUUGUACCGUAUUUAUGCGUGGCGUGGAUGUGGAGCGGUGUGUUGCGGGUGGACGCGAGGUUGGGGUGCGCGUGAGUGGCAUUGCGUGCGCGUGGCGAAGCUGCAAGGCCGCGCGCCGCCGCCGGCCGACGAAGAGCGAAUGUCUCGUGUAUAUUGUGUACAUACGAACGUACGCGGCUGCCGCUGUUGCUGCUCGUGCUCUAUGUUUUGCUGCAGCCUCUCUUCACAGUUGUAGUUGUGUUGUUUUGUAGACAGGUCGUACCGACUCGUGUUUCCUGGCUCGUUGGUCGGCGGUCUGUCGUGGCUCCGCAUGGUGGCCGCCGCUCUCCUGUCUCGACUUAUCUCCCCUGUCUGUCCGUGGCGGCCGCCGCUCUCCCAGACUGGACUUCUCUCCCUUGUCUGUCCGUGUCCGUCUAGUAUCCCAGCAGUCAUUCCUGUGAUCGGCACUCACCAGCGGGCUGCGGCCGGCCCGCGAACUGCGGGGCGGGCUCCCUGGUGGCCCCGUCAGACCACCUUUUUAUACGCCUCGGGCGCUGUACAAGGCGCGUGCGGCGCUGCCUUGUUUUAGCGAGUUGCGAGUGUGGUGCGGAGUGUCUGGGAGAGUAGUGCGCUGAGUGCGGCGCCUCGUCCCGACCGGUGCGAGUGUGAAACUGCGGCGGGCGGCUGGGCCUGGCCUGGCACCACACGGCUGCCGGCGGGGAGCAGAGCCGCCGCCGAUAGAGCCACCUGUCGGCCCGCCGUCAGAGACAUCUGUCGGCGGCAGCAGGGCACGGCCGUCGCGACGGAGCGCGGCCGGUGGCGCGUCUUAAUUGGUGCGCCCGGUUUUAGUCGCCAAGAUCGCCAGUGACGCGAUAGGCGGUUGUCAUGGCAACUGAAUUUUAGGCCCAUACUAAAUUGCUUUUGCGGAUGAGGCUUGCUAAAAUGCCCGACGCGAGCCAUCGGCGGGUGUGCUGAGCGCUGUAUUCGACUUCGAAACUUAAAUAAAUGAAAGAUUAUUA